Colletotrichum graminicola M1.001 is the source of this 2865-nucleotide messenger RNA. Its product is annotated as kinesin motor domain-containing protein. The record is from RefSeq and is a predicted model, not a curated record. Lineage: Eukaryota; Fungi; Ascomycota; Sordariomycetes; Glomerellales; Glomerellaceae. The transcript is spliced from 2 exons. Bases 1 to 2865 code for a protein of 954 amino acids. Gene Ontology annotation, molecular function: microtubule binding; ATP binding; microtubule motor activity. Gene Ontology annotation, biological process: microtubule-based movement.
AUGGCGACGACGCUCCCGCGGCCAGCAAGGCCGUCCAAUGGCCCGCCGACUAUGGGCCUGCCCGCUCUCCCCGUCGCCAAGACGAGAAAAAGCACUGGAGGCAUACCUACGACCACCUUCAAAUCCAGCCCGGCCACCCCGAACUCCAAGAGCGGCCUCAGGGCACCUUCCAGCAGUUUUCUCCCUCCCACAUCUCCUGCACCUACUUCGGCACUUCCGCAGCCACAUACGGCUUCUGCCAUGAGCAAUUCUUCAGCUCGGACAUUGCGCAAGACAGUGAGCAUCAACUCGUUCCCCCAGCCGCCCCGGGGCGACAACCGCAUCAGCAGCCUACCCCCUAGUCCACUUGGUACUGACUCCCCACGGAACUCAACACGCAAAUCGAAGGGCUCUCUAGCAUCCACGUACUCGCAGAGCAAUGGCGCGCCGAGUCUGCUCAACAACAACGCCGAGGGCAAGUCGAUAUCGAGCGCCAGCGUCCGCAUGUCAGACGGUCUUAUCAGUAUCUCUUCGCCGCCGCAGAGCAGGAGCUCAUCGGCACAAGACUCCUACUCAACUUCCGCGACGACGUAUGAUGACCCUGUCGACACCACUGAUAAGAGGUCCUCCAAGCUAGACGGCAAGGGAAACGUUCUCGUUAGCGUGAGAGUGCGACCGGAUGCGGGCGGAAAUGAAAACACAAAGGCCGAGUGCGAAUGGAUGGUCGACGGGCGCAAGUCUCUUGUUGCGUACAGAGGAAAAGAAGGCGGUGACUAUAUCUAUGAUAAUGUUUUUACCACGCACGACGACAACAGCCGAGUCUACGACUGCAUAGCAAAACGGUUAGUCCGUCGUGUAAUGGAGGGUUACCACGGAACCGUUUUUGCCUACGGCAUGACUGGUACUGGGAAGACGUUCUCGAUGCAGGGAACGGCUUCUUCGCCAGGUGUCAUCCCUCUCGCCAUCACCGACAUCUUUUCCUACAUCAGGGAAACACCGUCUCGCGAAUUCUUACUCCGUGUCAGCUACCUGGAAAUAUACAACGAGAGAAUCCACGAUUUACUGAGCAUGUCAACCGGUACCGGGGCUGGUGGGCAGGAAGAAAUCAAGUUGCGCGAAGACAGCAAGCGGGGUGUAUACGCCAGCCCGUUGAAGGAAGAAAUUGUGCAAAGUCCAACCCAGCUUCUGAGAGUAAUUGCCCGAGGCGACCAAGCGCGCAGAACAGCAAGCACGCAAUUCAAUGCGAGGAGCUCUCGAAGUCACGCAGUGGUCCAAAUCGUGGUAGAGAGCCGAGAGCGGAUACCAGGAAACAUCGGCACUGGCGAAAGUAAACGAUCAGGAAUGUUGCCCGGCGGUGUGCGCGUAUCGACGCUGAGCUUAAUCGAUCUCGCUGGAUCAGAGAAGGCGGCCGAGUCCAAGGAGCGACGGACAGAGGGCUCGCACAUCAAUAAGAGUUUGCUCACUUUGGGCACGGUCAUCUCCAAACUCUCCGAGCACAAGGACAAGGACGGAAAGGCCGCCGACAAAGAUGGGAAGCAUCUGCCAUACCGAGACAGCAAGCUAACCAGGCUCUUACAAGGAGCUCUGUCGGGUGGUUCACUCGUGAGCAUUUUGUGCACCAUUCAGAUUGGCGCGGCCGGUAGCGCUGCUUCUUCAAAUUCUCACACGUCCGAAACGAUCAACACUCUCAAGUUCGCGUCCCGAGCCAAGAACAACAUUGUCAGCCACGCCAAAAGGUCGGAGGAGGCUCUCGGAAGUGGUGGGGAUGGUGGCGCCAGAGUCCUCCUGGAGAGGUACCGCAUGGAGAUUCUGGAGCUGAGACAGCAACUCGAUAUGCAGGCCAAGGAAAAAAACUCCAACCAUGCCGACCCAGAAAGAGAACGAGAUGCCCUCGAGGAAAAGGCUCGCGAACUAGAGGCCGAGCACCGGCACGAGGAGCAGAUGCUUGAGAUGCAGCUAGCCCGAACAGCGCUCAAGGAACGCAUUGAUCACCUUAACCGUCUGAUCUUGAGUUCCAAAUCAAUUGGCGUCAACGCCAGCGGAUCCUACAGUGCUCUCGGUAUACACUCUCGAUCUCCAAUGGCUUCGGUAAGAUCGUCUUUGGCUACUUCGACUAGCGGUAGACCAAUUCUCGAGAGAACCGCAUCCAUGACAUCGGCUUCCUCAACCAUUGGCCGUCGGUCAAGCGGUCGGUCCAGCAGAGGCCUGCGCCGAUCCAGUGCAGACGGUGGCUUGGUGAUGGACGAGGACAGCAUCGGCGAAUUCGGAGACGGCAACGCUUCAUUGGCGGCCCAGAACCGCGCGUUGCAGGCCGACUUGGCAGACAAGACGAGAUACAUCCAGACCCUGGAGAAGCGACUGAUGCAAGCACGGAGAGCUAGCUCUUCGAGAACCUCCAUCGGCUUCUCUGUUCCAAACAAGGCCAUCAUGGUUGGAGAAGACCACAGUGUGUCGACGCUAUUGAGGGAAAAGGAUGCCGAGAUUGCCGAACUGAAGGCACGAUUGGACGACAAGGAUCGCAUGUUGGGUGCGUUGCGGUCUGCAGCUCGAUCUCGAGACAUAGCCGAGGGACAUUUUGACGGCAGGACGUCUUCUCUGUACGAACAUAGUCCCCCGCCAACGGUCAGCCCGCCGCCAGCACCAUCAGCAGCCUCGGCCAAACCUCGCACUCGCACCAAAAGUGUUGACGAGAUGAGCAAGAUUCUGGACGAGAUGAUCCAAGACCAUGUCGACACUGGCCAUCUGGUCAAGGGAGCCAGAGGAAGCAUCCGUGUAGCCAACGACCGCAAGCUCGAAGCUCACCAGGAGCUACCGAUUGGACUCGAGCCUCUCAAGAAAACGACAUCGUUCGAAGAGGCCAACGGUGUGUCCAUGGUGGGCGUGUAG